AUUUUCUGUCAACCUGUACAGAGAUGUCAGCAAAAUCAGGUGGUCUGAAGAGGACAGGAACCAGGAGGUGAAGGGCUUUAUCUGCAGAAAGUCAGGCACCAAGACCUUCAAGUUUGAUGAGGAGAAGCAGUCACAGUUCUUCAUCACCAACAGUUUAUGGGCAAUGAGCGAUUCUGUGUAACUGACUGUCAAUAGCUGAAGUCAAAGAUGUUCUGCUUCUCCUGAAGAUUCCGUUUUCCAUUACAAUGCUGUACGAUAUAUAUUGAUGACAAAAUACACUUGCCUUUUCCCCCCGAGCCGUUUGAAUAGACUGCACAACGAUAUAAUGUAUAAAUUUUCUUUCUUACUUUCCCUUUUACUUUUUGUGUACCAGGUCAGGUAGUAUUUUUCUGUACGUCCAAAGUCCAUUAUUAGGUAUUAGUAUUAGGUCUCUAUUUUAAUUACAUUUUUUAAUCAUUUUUGUGUUUUUUAAUUCCAUUUUUCAUGCAUCAGUCUGACAAAACACUGCUUUUGAACCCAAUGUGUAUGGUGACCUCCAUUUUUCCAUGAAAAGUCAGUUUCAGUUUUGUCAA
Molecule: messenger RNA, 572 nt
Organism: Aplysia californica (California sea hare)
Lineage: Eukaryota; Metazoa; Mollusca; Gastropoda; Aplysiida; Aplysiidae
Product: kinetochore protein Spc24
Source: RefSeq, a predicted model, not a curated record